AUGUCAAAGCCCAAAAAGCUGCAACUCGUCUGGCCCAAGGAUGGCCCCAAAGGACGAGGCAAGCGCGGGUUCAGAGGUCGACUGGCCAACAUCGUCACAGGCAAGGGACCAGGCAUCUUCUUGCAACGUAUGGGAUCCACCGACCCUAUCCCGCGGGAUCAGUGGCAAAAUUGGGAUUCGUAUCGAAGCUACGCCGAUCAUCGGCACGAGGACAGAGGCUCAGUUUCCCGAGGCUUCCGACGAUAUGAUCCUCACACUCGGACUUACGUUGAGUGGACGACUCCUCACGACUGGUCGGGCCGCGGAACACAUCUAUGUGGCGGCGUAGGCUACAAAGGCGAUGGGCUUCCCAGAUUCACUCGGGAAGAGGGUUCACGGUUCAACAAGGCUUACCAUCGGGGGCAGCGUCUUCGAAAUGAGGAUAUGGGAGAUGCAUGGACGCAUGAAGGGCCCAAGAGAUUUGGGCCCAAGUACGACGAGUUCUGGCAGAGUGCUCAUCGACAAGCGAAGAAUAUCGCAGACGGGUACCCGAGGCAAUCUAUGGGACUCAACCCACACAUGACAAUGCGCUCUCAGUAUGCUGAACAGCCAUAUCGUGAGUGGUUCUGGGAUGAGUGCCUCCAUACAUGA
Molecule: messenger RNA, 630 nt
Organism: Drepanopeziza brunnea f. sp. 'multigermtubi' MB_m1
Lineage: Eukaryota; Fungi; Ascomycota; Leotiomycetes; Helotiales; Drepanopezizaceae
Source: RefSeq, a predicted model, not a curated record